AUGGCAAACGUGAAAGUCGCCAUUCGAGUUCGCCCUCUCAACGCAAGGGAAGGUGUGGAUGGAGGGAGGCUAGCUGUGCAGGUGGAGGACAAGUUGGUUAGGAUAAAGAAUACUAAGCUGGAUGGACGUCAGGACGGACAUGGAGACUCCAGGGAGAAGGUGCUGGAGUUUGGUUUUGACUACUGUUACUGGUCUGUGGCCCCAGAGGAACCACACUACGCCUCACAGGAGGAGGUGUUCCAGGACCUGGGGGUGUCGGUGCUGGCCGGGGCGUCAGAGGGCUACAACGUCUGUCUGUUUGCCUACGGGCAGACUGGCACUGGCAAGACCUACACCAUGAUGGGCACGCAGGACUCCAUGGGCCUGACCCCCAGGAUUUGUCAGGGGCUGUUCAGAUCUGACACCACCUUCCCUGAAGGACAAAACUCCAGCAGGGUUGAGAUCAGCUUCCUGGAGAUCUAUAAUGAGCGUGUCCGUGACCUGCUGCGAGGCAGAGAGCAGAAGAAGAAAGCCUCCCUACGGGUUAGGGAGCACCCUGAGAAGGGACCCUACGUACAAGACCUGUCCCAGCACGUAGUGUCUGACUACAAGCAGGCGGUGGAGCUAUUGGAGGAGGGCAUCGCCAACCGCAUCACCGCGGCAACACACAUCCACGAUGCCAGCAGCAGAUCCCAUGCCAUCUUCACCAUCCAGUACACCCAGGCUAUUCUGGAGAAUAACCUUCCCUCAGAGAUCGUCAGCAAGAUUCACCUGGUAGACCUGGCUGGCAGUGAGAGGGCAGACCCCCACUACUGCAGAGACCGACUCACUGAGGGAUCCAACAUCAACAAAUCCCUGGUGACCCUGGGUAUCGUCAUCUCUGCUCUGGCCCAGAACUCCCAGAUGUCCAGUAGUUGUCAGAGCAUCAACAGCGUGGCCAGUGAGGGUGAUGCCGGCAGCACUGUGGGCAGCCACACCAGCUCUCUGUCUGGGGGAGGUGGUGGAGGAGGAGGAGGAGGAGGGAGAAGACACUGCUUCAUCCCCUACAGGGACUCUGUCCUCACAUGGCUCCUCAAAGACAGCCUGGGAGGAAACUCCAAGACCAUCAUGAUCGCCACCGUGUCCCCGUCCUGCAGAAGCUACAACGAGACUCUCAGCACCCUGCGCUACGCUGCUCACGCCAGGAACAUCGUCAACAAGCCGCGCGUCAACGAGGAUGCCAGUGUGAGGUUGAUCAGAGAGCUACGUGAGGAGAUUGACAGGCUGAAGAGCAUGCUGCUCAGCUUCAAGAUGCGGAAUCCCAGUCCUUCUCUGAGCGAUGAGCGAGACGGCAGUCUGUCUGACAUGGUGUUACAGAACGAACUAAAGGUGGAUCAGCUGACGAAGGACUGGUCAGAGAGCUGGCGGGACAAGAAGGAGCUGUUGGAACAGUACAGUGUGGAUAUCAACAGAGACCGGGCUGGUUUUCUCAUCCACUCCCUGUUACCACACCUUAUUACACUGGACCGGGAUGUACUCAGCACCGGAGUCACCUUCUAUCACCUCAGGGAGGGGGUGACCUCGAUUGGACCUCAGGACAAACUGGUUGAACCACAAAUAGUCCUCCAGGGCGGCGCCACCUGUGAGAUAGAAAACCAGUCUGGGGUGGUCACCCUGAGGCCGCUGCCAGGGAGUGUCUGCAUGGUCAACGACAGGGAGGUGACAGAGCCCUGCAGACUGGCCCAAGGGUCAGUGAUCACUAUUGGAGGUGUUCACAAGUUCCGCUUCAACCACCCAGCAGAGGCUGCAGUCCUGAGGGAACGCAGACGGGCCAGUGAGGGUGCACUGAACUGCAGCUACAGUGACCUUCGAUCCUCAACCUCCGACCCCAGGCUUGGAGGAGAGGUGGUCCCGGGACAGACCGGGUACUGUGUGGCUGAAGGAGAGGAUCCAGCCAGCAAGCAGCAGUGUGUAGAGGACCAGGUGAAGUACGUGGAGGAGCGAAGGGGGUACGUGGAGUGUUUACGCCAGGAGAUCCAGACUGAACAGAGACGGGCUGAGAGAGAUCUGGAGAGCGAACAGGCCCAUCUGAGACAACAGCACAUUGACAUCCAGCAGUGGAUUCUGCAGGAGAAGCAGCGUCUGGCAGCUAUAACGUUAGAGGAAAGAGGAACUCAGGAGUUUGGUGUACAGACUGAUCCGAUUCCAUCUCCCAUCCUAGACAGCCUGCUAACGGAAGGUUCGGAAGGUUCUGAGGAAGGGUGUGGUCAAACAGUGGCCCCUCCCUCUGAAGUUGUUCUAAACAGGAAGAAGGUUGUUCAGGAGGAGCUGUUACGACAUCACGCCUUGCGGCGCGCCGAGAGCCGAUUUCGACGCAAAAGACUUCACUACCAGCUGGAGAGGAUCGCUCGCAAGCGCCAUCUACUAGAGGCUAAGAGGGAACUGCAGUGGCUGGAGAAGGCCCUGCCACCAGGUCUAGAGAGCCCUGCUUCCCCUGAACUAGGGUCCUCCUCAAGUUCCAGAGGACGUCAACCUGUCUUGCGCAGGCAUUCUUUCUCAUCAGACCUUCUGUCCCGAUUGUACCCCCAAAACACCCCGAUCUUCAGGUCAGUAUGA
Messenger RNA from Salvelinus namaycush (lake trout), 2574 nucleotides. RefSeq names its product stAR-related lipid transfer protein 9-like. The transcript has 21 exons. The record is from RefSeq and is a predicted model, not a curated record. Bases 1 to 2574 code for a protein of 857 amino acids. Lineage: Eukaryota; Metazoa; Chordata; Actinopteri; Salmoniformes; Salmonidae. Gene Ontology annotation, biological process: microtubule-based movement. Gene Ontology annotation, molecular function: microtubule binding; ATP binding; microtubule motor activity.